Messenger RNA from Cynocephalus volans (Philippine flying lemur), 1431 nucleotides. It is a transcript of the gene SRPX, whose product is annotated as sushi repeat containing protein X-linked. The record is from RefSeq and is a predicted model, not a curated record. The transcript is spliced from 10 exons. The coding region runs from base 1 to 1386 and encodes 461 amino acids. Lineage: Eukaryota; Metazoa; Chordata; Mammalia; Dermoptera; Cynocephalidae. Gene Ontology annotation, biological process: phagolysosome assembly.
AUGGGGAGCCCCGCACUCCGACCCGCGCUGCUGCUGCCCCCGCUGCUGCUGCUGCUGCUGCGCGUCCCGCAGAGCCACGGCUUCCCAGGAUCGGGAGACUCACCGCUAGAAGAUGAUGAAGUCGGGUCUUUACACACUAGAUAUAAAGAUACUCCAUGGUGCUCUCCCAUCAAGGUCAAGUACGGGGAUGUGUACUGUAGAGCCCCUCAAGGAGGAUACUACAAAACAGCCCUGGGAACCAGGUGCGACAUUCGCUGUCGGAAGGGCUACGAGCUCCAGGGCUCUUCCCAGCUUAUCUGCCAGUCAAACAAACGGUGGUCUGACAAGGUCAUCUGCAAACAAAAGCGAUGUCCUACCCUUGCCAUGCCAGCAAAUGGAGGGUUUAAGUGUGUAGAUGGUGCCUAUUUUAACUCCCGGUGUGAGUACUAUUGCUCACCAGGAUACACAUUGAAAGGGGAGAGGACAGUUACAUGUAUGGACAACAAGGCCUGGAGCGGCCGACCAGCCUCCUGUGUGGAUAUGGAACCGCCUAGAAUCAAGUGCCCAAGUGUGAAGGAACGCAUUGCUGAACCCAAUAAGCUGACAGUCCGGGUGUCCUGGGAGACUCCUGAAGGAAGAGACACAGCAGACGGCAUUCUUACUGAUGUUAUUCUAAAAGGCCUUCCCCCAGGCUCGAAUUUUCCAGAAGGAGACCACAAGAUCGAGUACAUAGUCUAUGACAGAGCUGAGAACAAGGGGACUUGCAAAUUUCGAGUUAAAGUAAGAGUCAAACGCUGUGGCAAACUCAAUGCCCCGGAGAAUGGUUACAUGAAGUGCUCCAGCGACAGCGAUAAUUAUGGAGCCACCUGUGAGUUCUCCUGCAUUGGUGGCUAUGAGCUCCAGGGCAGCCCUGCCCGAGUAUGUCAAUCCAACCUGGCUUGGUCUGGCACGGAGCCCACCUGUGCAGCCAUGAAUGUCAAUGUGGGUGUCAGAACAGCAGCUGCACUUCUGGAUCAGUUUUAUGAGAAAAGGAGACUCCUCAUUGUGUCCACACCCACAGCCCGAAACCUCUUCUACCGGCUGCAGCUGGGAAUGCUGCAGCAAGCACAGUGUGGCCUGGACCUUCGACACAUCACGGUGGUAGAACUGGUGGGCGUGUUCCCCACCCUCAUUGGCCGGAUAGGAGCAAAGAUUAUGCCACCAGCCCUAGCUCUUCAGCUCAGGCUGUUGUUGCGAAUCCCACUCUACUCCUUCAGUAUGGUGCUAGUGGAUAAACAUGGCAUGGACAAGGAGCGCUAUGUCUCCCUGGUGAUGCCUGUGGCCCUCUUCAACCUCAUUGACACUUUCCCCUUGAGAAAAGAGGAGAUGAUUCUGCAAGCCGAAAUGGGCCAGACCUGUAACAUCUGAUUUAAUGGUUCCUCUUCUCUUUUGACAUAGUGCCAUGCACAUGGG